GUACAGGCACGUUCAUGGGGUGUUGCCUGUGAAGACGUACAUUUAUAUGUGCGCGACGGUCAGCCGUAAGGCAACUACUGUAGAUCUCUUGAUGAUGGGGUGCUGGCAGGGCCAGCACCCCAUCAUCAAGCUGGCAGUAUUGCCAGCUGCAAAAUUUACAACUAUUUGGUCAAAAUAUCAGUCAUGUGAUAGGUGAAGCUAUGCAAAAAUGUCGCUAUAUUGGUCAACAAUUAACAUCCACCAGUUGCUCGUCCGUAGAUUUUCCACGCUGGGCUGACAUGAUUUUCCACCAAAUUUAGUGAAGAACCCACUCAAUUGGCAAUCCUGUGUUGUGAGAAUUAGUGUUGGAACACUCAUACGCAGGAGAUUUGAGUGCGGCUGGAAGUCGCAGCGAGCGUUUAGCGCCACCAGCAAAUACGCCUAACGCUCGCUGCAAUCGUUUAGCAAGGAAAGGGUUAAAGUUAACGAAUGUGACCUCAUGUAGCCGUUAUUUUAAAGAUUAUUGAAUGAUCAGGCUGCUUUAUUGAAAAUAACACAGUCUGACGAAAAUACGUGGCUUGUAUUUUAAUUAAUAACAUUAACCGAAAGCAGUGUUACCAGAUAAAAGUGUUUCACAGAAGGUUUUGCUCUGGCACAUCUGCGAGGUUAGGGAAACGUCGGUGACGGUACUACUGGCGUAAGAGCCUCUACUGCUGCAAACCUUGGUGCAUUCAGUGAAAUUCUUGCUUCCCUAUUCUGCCCCACUUCCAGUUUCUCUCUAUCGUUCCAUGUCAUCACAUCCAUUCCAUACAUAAUGCUCGGGACAGCCACACUCUUCCAAACCUCACCAUGUACCAGGUCUUGGUCUUGGUCUUGGUGGAUGAAACUGUGGCGCAUGUGAUACUCGGAGAUGGUGAGGGUGGUACUGAGUGAGACGGGCUGGGAUGUGAAUGGGAGGAUUGCAAGAACGGAGAGGGAAUGGAUGCUGCUGCUGCUGCUGGGACUGAGUGCUGAAGCAAGUGGUGCCGAUAUGAAGGCCUGACUCUCCAACGGGUCACCUGAACAGCAAGAGCAAGAGCACACCCACUGAGGCGCCGCUGCUGAGUGUAUAUUUGGGUCUUUAGAUGCCAUGGUCCAUGGCCUAACCAGCCCCUGAAACACUGAAGAAGAAGAAGAAGAGCCUGUGGUCCAUGGCCUAACCAGCCCCUGAAACACUGAAGAAGAAGAAGAGCCUGUGGUCCAUGGCCUAACCAGCCCCUGAAACACUGAAGAAGAAGAAGAGGCUGUGGUCCAUGGCCUAACCAGCCCCUGAAACACUGAAGAAGAAGAAGAGGCUGUGGUCCAUGGCCUAACCAGCCCCUGAAACACUGAAGAAGAAGAAGAGCCUGUGGUCCAUGGCCUAACCAGCCCCUGAAACACUGAAGAAGAAGAAGAGGCUGUGGUCCAUGGCCUAACCAGCCCCCGAAACACUGAAGAAGAAGAAGAGGCUGUGGUCCAUGGCCUAACCAGCCCCUGAAACACUGAAGAAGAGGCUGUGGUCCAUGGCCUAACCAGCCCCUGAAACACUGAAGAAGAAGAAGAGGCUGUGGUCCAUGGCCUAACCAGCCCCCGAAACACUGAAGAAGAAGAAUCCUUGUCCCCAAACUGCCUGCUGCCGUCACUGGUACUACGAUUGUGACUACUACUACACUUCCUGUUCACCGCACUGACGACCAAGUCCAGCACAGCAACAACGGCUUCCUUCAGGUGUGGAGAAAAGAGAACGAGGACAACACAACACACUGAGCCGCCGCACAGGUCGGGGCCGCCUCACCUGCGGGGCUGGACAGCAGCAUGAGUGGCCAGGACAAGCAGGAGCAGACUGCUGCAGGCAGCAGGAGGGUCAGUGGUCAUCAGGCGAAGCAACUUGCUGCUGGCAACUCCAGCAACAAAGGAGAGAGGAAGUUUGUGUGUCUGGAGUGUGGAAAAGGAUUCACCUCAAGGCAAGGCCUCAGAUAUCACACCCUUACACACACUGGUGUAAAGAACUAUGAAUCUGUGGCAGCUGCACUGGGCCUGGAGCCCAAUUGAGGCUCACAACUACAUGAACUACUUGAUCCUCUGCAAGGUGGGUCAAGGGAAUGUCACAUAACACUACAGCAGCUGGAAUAUGUACUUAUAAACACUUGAGGCUCACACCUACAUGAUCUACUUGCUCCUCUGCAAGGUGAGUCAAGGGAAUGUCACAUAACACUACAACAGCUGGAAUAUGUAUUUAUAAACACUUGCUGCAGCAAAAGAUUCAAUACCUUACAGUGGUGUGCCUCACCCAAGAGCACCACAGAGGCAAGUGCUUCCAGCACCUAUCUGGCCAUUGUACUGCCCUGCCUCAGAAGUGUCCUAGACGAGCCUCAAAACGUGUCUUGUGUUUUGGAAGGUUGGCCAGUGUGGAGGGGCUGCAGUGGUCUGGCGGUCAGGGGCCCAGGCUGCUGAUCGGAGGGGUGACAGUUUGCGCCUCUCCCCGGCAGCUGUUGGUGGGAUGCGCACGCACUGGCAUGCACUGGGCUGCUUGACAAUGGUGCUCUGUCCCCCUCCCUUGGGCUGUGUCCCCAAUAAGUGGUGAAAAAGUUAAAUGACUGAUUGAACAGCUCUGAAUGCCUGCAACCAUCAAGGACGACAGGAAUUGGCCAGGAAAGUUGUUAUUUAAUAAAAAUUGAAAAAAAAAAAAAAAGAAACAUAGGAAAAGAUGAAUAUUAUAGGAAAGAAAUAUCAACAUGCCAGAAGUGUCACUGCCAAGGCAAUACUUGGAUCCCACAGCAACAGUCUCACCUCAACUCUCCCUGACCUUGUUGUUGGCAGGGUGUGCUGGCCUUUGCCUCCCUCCCCCCUGCUGCCACCAUGCUGAGAAAGGACUGAGAGAGAAGCAGACGGCCCAUGAAGUGAUACAAGGCGACAGAUGUGGCAACAAGAGGAAGGUUGUCGCUGCUGCACACUAUCGGAGGCAGGGUGUGCUGGCCUGUGCCUCCCUCCCCCCUGCCGCCACCAUGCUGACAGACAGAAGCAGACGGCCCAUGAAGUGAUACAAGGCGACAGAGGUGGCAACAAGAGGAAGGUUGUCGCUGCUGCACACUGUCGGAGGCAGGGUAGGCUGGCCUGUGCCUCCCUCGCCCCCUGUUCCCGCCGGGACUGACUUGGAGUGGCCGUGGCAGUACAGUUUCCUGACGUUCUUCACAAAGGGUUCUUCAGGCGCGAGAGGCUGGAGGAGAUGAAGGCACACCGGGCGAUGCUGCAGCGUGCCCCCACCGGCGUCAGUAACCCAGCAGCCAUCGGGGAGCAGAGCCACAGCCGCCAGCCGCCGGUGUACGUACUGCCUGUGUUGGGCUGGCCGGGUUAUCGUAGACACAGCGCCACGCCAAAGAUUCCCAAGUGUUGUAGUGACGUGAGCAGGAUAUUUUCCUGCCGCCCUCCUGCCGCUCUGCCAGACUUCACCGUUGGAGGGACUGUCAUUCCCUUGUGUACCCAGUACUCUUACCUUGGCGCACCUGUCAAGAUCUCAACAGUCUUCCCCGCCGGGCGUCAGACCCAUCCUCCCACCCAUGACUUGUUGGAUUGCCUCCAGAGACGGCUUCAACCUCUCCAGUGGCUCACUAACAACUCUUCGGGCAUCUCCAUUCCUGUGGCCAGGACCAUAUAUAUUACUUUCAUUCGCUCUGUUGUUGAUUACCUCUCCCCUGCCUUGGUACAACUUCCCCGAACUACUUUAGAGCCCUUAGAAAUUGUUCAGAAGAGAGCGAUGAGAGUCAUUCUCAGGUGUCCCAUGUCUACCAGGAUUGAAAAUAUGCAAUGCGAGCUACGUCUUCCACCCUUGGUCGAGAUAAUUUAUUCUAAUGUCACUCGCCUCACUGUUAAGUGCCUCCAUUUCCCACAUCUCUCGCCCCACUACUCGCAGCUGAUCAGGAUGUCGCUUGGACCCGCUCGACCUGUUCCUCCUAUAUUGCCCGCUGGUCGCGCCCUUAUUCGGUCUGUCUCUUCCUUGAUGCGCAGUCUUGAUUUGGAUAUUCCUGUUGCUGACGUUCCCCCAGGCCCGCCCCCAUGGCUGUUGCCAAUGCCAGAGGUAAGCCUAACUCCUGCAUCCAAGUCGGACCCGCCUCCCUUACAGCUGCAGUUGGCCCUGGAACACGUAGCAACAGUGACGUCCUCCAUCACAGCUCCACACUGCCUCUACACUGACGGGUCACUGCAAUCGGACGGUGCGGCUGGUUGUGCACUCUUCUCUCCUGACUUGGAGCCUCCUCCUGGGGGAUGAGUUGGCCGUCGCCUCCGUGACCACUCCAGCUCCACAUUGUGUGAGCUAUGUGCCAUACUAGAUGCCGUCAGCCUCGUUUGUCAAAGGGGAGUAAAUGCUGCCAUUAUUUGUGAUUCUAAGCCUGCCCUUCAGUCCCUGUCUGCUGUUCAGCCCACCCACCCUCAAGUCGUUCAACAGAUCCUGUCCUUUCUAUCUUUAAUGAAUGAUUGUCAGUUGUGUGUCAAAUUUUUAUGGGUGCCAUCUCGUGGGUCUGUAUCACAAUGCCACAGAUUACCGCGUAGUGAAGGAAGCGUGCCGUCUGCCUCCACGUGGUGAUGGACGCCCCCUCUCCCUGCCCUGCCCUCUCUCCAGAGUCUGCUCCGCCGCCUUCCUUCCUGCACGGCAUCGUAGGGAUGCAGAGAGGCCUCACAGUGUCACCAUCAACCACUACGACUCUGUCUGCCGCCACAAAUACUCCUACCGACGCCGGGGCCUCAUGGUCCGGAGAUAUAAUGUUGUCUCCGCACGUCUGCAGCUGGGCUACCGUCCACCGUGGCAGGUCGCCGGGGUGGAGGGGGAGCCUGUAUUUGUGGUAUGUCACCUGUGCCGCUCACCGAUGUUGAACACCAUUGAACAUUACUGCCUGGCCUGUCCCACUGUUCAUGGUUUGCUACCCCAGGGACAGCCGUUGGAUGCUGUCUGCCGCCACCUCCUGAACCACGACUUCCUCGACGCAAUCCUGGUGCGCCACCCUCGUUUUGGUGGAUUCUCCUAAUGUUAUGUGCCCUACGUGGCACUAGUCCCUCUAAAUUUUUCUGACUUAUCUGUAUAUUACAUCAACUUGCUUUCUGUUUUAGCGUGUGUGUGUGUGUGUGUGUGUGUGUGUGUCCAUUGUCUAUAGUUAAACCCGAUGCAUUUGCUAAAAAUUGUCUUGUCUGACGCUAUUGCGCAAUAAAUUUAUCAAACAACAACAACAACAAUGCCUCCCCCCCUCCCUCGGCCCCGCUGCAUGCGACUUUCUACUCAUGCUCAUCCCUAUACUGUCCAAACCCCUUAUGCAAGAGUUAACCAGCAUCUUCACUCUUUCAUCCCUCACGCUGGUAAACUCCGGAACAAUCUUCCUUCUUCUGUAUUUCCUCCUGCCUACGACUUGAACUCUUUCAAGAGAAGGGUAUCAGGACACCUCUCCUCCCGAAAUUGACCUCUCUUUCGGCCACCUCUUUAGAUUCUUUAUGGGAGCAGCGAGUAGCAGCCUUUUUAUAUUUUAUUAUUGUUUUCUUUUUUGUACCCUUGAGCUGUAUCCUUUGUU
Molecule: messenger RNA, 5552 nt
Organism: Eriocheir sinensis (Chinese mitten crab)
Lineage: Eukaryota; Metazoa; Arthropoda; Malacostraca; Decapoda; Varunidae
Exons: 5
Coding region: 3224-4264 (346 amino acids)
Source: RefSeq, a predicted model, not a curated record